Sinocyclocheilus grahami is the source of this 318-nucleotide messenger RNA. RefSeq names its product E3 ubiquitin-protein ligase RNF180-like. Gene Ontology annotation, cellular component: endoplasmic reticulum membrane. The transcript has 3 exons. Bases 1 to 318 code for a protein of 105 amino acids. Lineage: Eukaryota; Metazoa; Chordata; Actinopteri; Cypriniformes; Cyprinidae. The record is from RefSeq and is a predicted model, not a curated record. Gene Ontology annotation, biological process: protein polyubiquitination; serotonin metabolic process; norepinephrine metabolic process. Gene Ontology annotation, molecular function: ubiquitin protein ligase activity; ubiquitin conjugating enzyme binding.
AUGAAACUGAACCAUACAGCCCGUACAUUCUUCCCAAAGGAAUACCUGUCUCGGAAGCAGAAUUUCCAGAAAGCGGGCUGUGCAAAAUGGCCUCUUCCGAGCUGCCGUAAACUGUUUCGAAUUUUUGGAGGCUUUGAAAGGCAGGCAAGUCCAAUCGGCAGACGGCAGUUCCCUCACGGGGGCUACCGGCUUGAUGCCUUCAACUUUGAGGAUGAUUCACAUGGCUGGCGAUUUGACAUGGACAUGGUGAUCAUCUACUCUGUCAACUGGGUCAUUGGUUUCAUUAUCUUCUGCUAUUUCUUCUUCCUCUCUUUUUAA